This is a messenger RNA of Ambispora gerdemannii, 275 nucleotides long. NCBI's taxonomy places the organism in Eukaryota, Fungi, Glomeromycota, Glomeromycetes, Archaeosporales, Ambisporaceae. The record is from the annotation of a GenBank genome assembly.
AUGGAUAUAUCCUCCUUCGAAAAAACUCUCAAUACAAAAUCUAUCUCAACAACUUCCGCAAUGGAAAAUCCAAUAGACAACAACAUUAAUCAUACAAUUACUGAUGAUAAUAAAGAGCCUUCGUUACAAACUAUUUAUUCUAAUUGUCAACGUAUCUCCAAAAAAUCAAAAAGAGAUGAAGACUCAGACGAAAAAUUAAAUAGCUCUAAUCAGCAUUGUUCCGCUUCUAACAAACAAGAUUCAGAUUAUUCUCGGACAAGUUUAUACAUUAAGAA